This is a messenger RNA of Suillus clintonianus, 666 nucleotides long. RefSeq names its product thioredoxin-like protein. Bases 1 to 666 code for a protein of 221 amino acids. Gene Ontology annotation, molecular function: glutathione disulfide oxidoreductase activity. Lineage: Eukaryota; Fungi; Basidiomycota; Agaricomycetes; Boletales; Suillaceae. The record is from RefSeq and is a predicted model, not a curated record. Gene Ontology annotation, biological process: cellular response to oxidative stress. Gene Ontology annotation, cellular component: Golgi lumen; fungal-type vacuole; cytoplasm. The transcript has 4 exons.
AUGGCAAGCGACUCUCCCCGCCGCUUCACAUGCUCAUCUUUCCGCCGUCGUCGCCUUUUCCUCCUCCCCGUACUUCUGUUUGCGUUUUUCCUGUUCUUUAGUACACCAUGGUCCCUACCUCCUCUCCAGGUCUCAGGGAUCUCUUCGCUUUCCCGUGCCAAUAUCGUUUCGCUAGUCAAGGGUCCACCAGUGGAGGAGAUAUAUGGCUUACUGCAUUUUGUGACGAGCGAUGACGAUCGCAUACUGUCACAUUCAGUAAAAGUGGACCAUGUUACGCCGAUCGAUCUGACUGUGUAUCUCGGUGGCGACCAACCGGAUUGGAAAUCUCAUAUGAGAAAGCUAAGAGAAGAAUAUCCCCUCAUCGUAUUCUCGAAGACAUUUUGCCCGUUUUCAAAAAGAGCUAAGAAGCUAUUGGAAACGUAUAACCUUUCUCCUCCCCCUAAAAUCAUCGAAGUUGAUCUUCGAGACGAUGAGGAUUUCAUAAAACUCAUUCUUACCCGUCUCACUGAUCAUUCCACGUUCCCCAAUAUCAUCCUGAAUGGGCAAGAACUCGGCGGAAGCGACGACUUGCACACGUUGCGUGCGCAAGGCAAGCUGAAGAAGAUGUUCGAGAACGCGGGGAUGACGGUAAGGGAGGAUAUCGUGAAGGAACAGGAGACGCAGUAG